CUUCAUAAGCACCGCUAUUCCGCCCACGUGUCUCCCGCGUUUCCUUGCACGUUCUUUGUACUGUUUCAUUCCACCCGCUUUGAGCUUGAUUUUUGACCCUUGCAUCGUCGCACGGACCACCACCAGCCUUAAGUUAAUCGACAAACUAGAAGUCGAGUACUAGUAGAUAAACUUUCCCCCGCCGGAGCCCCACGUCGACAAUUCCACGCACGCAACGACAAUCACCACCACCACGCCGCCAGUGCUCACGAUGUCGUCCUCAAUCCCCGGGCCCCGGGACCUCCCCGUCUCCCGCCACGACCUGAGCACCUACUGGGGCCGCGUCAAGCACAGCGCGGACCUCUGCGAUCCACGCACGCUCUUCACCUCGUCAUCCACGCUCACAGCGUCGCAAUCGUCGCUCUCGGCGUACAAGCACGGCGCGCUCCCCUCCAUGACGCCUUCGCUCUGGAGCGCAAAGAAAGUCUGCGACGCUACCUUGCACCCGGACACGGGGACGCCGGUCUUCCUGCCGUUCCGCAUGAGCGCCUUCAUCUUUAGUAACCUGGUGGUCACCGCGGGAAUGCUGCAGCCCGGACUCACCACGCGCGGCGUCAUCGCUUGGCAGAUCACAAAUCAGACGCUUAACGUUUGCAUCAACUCUGCAAACGCCAAUAAGUCCUCCCCGCUGUCGAUGACGCAGCUAGGGACGAGCUUUGUACUCGCGGUUAGCGCGAGUUGUGGUGUCGCUGUGGGGCUGGGGAAGUUGGUUGCGAAUUUGAAGGUCGCCGAUGUCGUUGAUGGGAGGAAGGUCGGCCGUGGGGUCACCCCCGGGAUGAAAAUGGUGCUCGGAAGGCUGGUGCCGUUCGCGGCGGUGGUGUCGGCCGGUAUCGUCAAUGUGGGGUUGAUGCGCGGGGGCGAGAUCGCGGCGGGGAUAGAUGUGUUCCCGUUGAAGAAGGCGCACGCGGACGACGACAAGAGCGACGGAGGACCGGCCGAGAGCUUGGGUAAGAGCAGGAAGGCGGCGAUUCUGGCGGUCGGCGAGACCGCGGUCAGCAGGGUGCUCAAUGCUACACCUAUCAUGGUCAUUCCCCCGUUGCUCCUCAUGCGCUUGCAGAGGACAGAGUGGAUGAAGAGGAGGCCGGGCAUGGCGCUGCCGGUCAAUAUCGGUCUGAUCUUCGCCACCUCUAUCUUCGCGCUCCCCCUAGCUCUGGGAGCAUUCCCGCAACGCCAGGCCGUCAAGGCCGAUAGUCUCGAGCCCGAAUUCCACGGUCGCGGCGGCGUCGACAGCAAGGUCGAGUUCAACCGCGGCAUUUAGAUACCAUAUCAUACCUACAUACCGGUGCUGUUGUUUGCGGUGCUUGCUUGGGUCAGUGGAAGUGGACAUAGAAUUAGAGUUAGAUAUCCGGAUGGCGUGGUGUGGCGGGGUGGGGCGGGGCGGGG
Messenger RNA from Tricharina praecox, 1422 nucleotides. RefSeq names its product Tricarboxylate/iron carrier. Gene Ontology annotation, molecular function: monoatomic ion transmembrane transporter activity. The record is from RefSeq and is a predicted model, not a curated record. Bases 251 to 1297 code for a protein of 348 amino acids. Gene Ontology annotation, biological process: monoatomic ion transport; mitochondrial transmembrane transport. Gene Ontology annotation, cellular component: mitochondrial inner membrane. The transcript is spliced from 3 exons. Lineage: Eukaryota; Fungi; Ascomycota; Pezizomycetes; Pezizales; Pyronemataceae.